UCCGCGCGCGGAGGCGUCACCGCGCGCGCGCGUCGUCGAUCGCGCGCGAAUCCGCGAACGCGUCGCGCGCGCUUCCCGACGCCGCCGAUCGCGCGCGCGGCGCGGCGUCGCGUCGAAUGCCCCCGUCGACGACGCUGCUCCGCGCGCGCGAUCUCGAGCGCGCGCUCGCCGAGCCGUGGCCGAACGCGCGAUGCGCCACGGCGCUCGACGACGCGAUGAUCGACGCGCUGAAAAAUCGGUUCGCGAUCAUGACGCCGUUCGCGAGGCGCGGGGCGGUGUGCGCGGCGAUGUUGGCGUCGAAACGCGCGACGAGCGCGCGCGCGAUCGCGACGUGGCGGGACGUCGCGGCGGGAGACGCGGAUGAGUGGGUGCGAGCGAUGGCGCGGGCGAUGGAUGAAAGCGGGGAAAGAUUCGAUUGCGACCGAUUCGCGACGGAUGUGCCGGUGGUGAAUACCGCCGUGCGGGCGAUAAAGGAGACGAUUGCGAACGCGGGGGAGGAUGGGAUGACGCGAAGACCGCGCGCCGACGCCUACCUGACGAUGAAAGAGCCGACGGCGCAUGGACACUUCACGCUGAGAGAACGGCGCGAGCCGAAGAAGCGGCCGAUGAGUGCGGGAAGUCGAGGUGCAACGAUCGCGGGCGAUGGUUCGUCGCAAGUGAAUCGCGCGCAGGCGAACAUCUUUGCGCCGUCGCGCAAGCCGACGGCCAGCGGAGGCGCUUCGUUUUUGCGCGACACGGGUCGAUCUGGCAGUGUCGGUGCCGCGCGUUCGCGAGUCGGUGGCGGCAUUCCUCGUCCAGGGGCGAAGACUAUGGUCAUCGACGUCGCCGAAGCCGCGCAACUCGGCGCUACUUCGCAAAUCGACGAUCCUCUCCGAGCGCAAGCGCAGGAGGAACGCGAUCGCAAACGUCAACGAGAAAAGGAGGCCAAGGAGCAACGCAUGCAGAGAUUGAUGCAAGAAAUCGAGGCAAAGAAACAAAGGGAAUUGACGAGAAAACGCGAACGCGACGAAGAAAUUUUGGAGAAGAAGAAGGCUUACCGGGCGGAGAUUGAAGCAAAGCGCGCGAACAAGCGCGUCGCUUCCAUCGCCACGCCGUCGCCCACGGACGAACCGGCGACGUGGUGAAUAGUGACGGAAUAGUAACAAAAAAGACACAGAGUAUCCGCUUGCGCGCAUUCGUGCGCGCAGCGCGCUCACAUGACUGCGCAUUCGUGCGUGGUUUGUACAAAAAAAGCCGACUCCCGCGUCGGAGCAAAAAAAAUUGAUAAGCGCUCGAGCGAGCGCGACGAAGAAGCGAGCCAACUUCGUCGUUCGAGCGUGGAGUACACUACGAUAGCUACCCCCUAGCGAACGAUCGUCUCGAUCGUUCGAUGAAAUUCAGAACCAACCAGGAAACCGGAGAAAAAUCAAA
Messenger RNA from Ostreococcus lucimarinus CCE9901, 1410 nucleotides. RefSeq lists its product with no specific name. NCBI's taxonomy places the organism in Eukaryota, Viridiplantae, Chlorophyta, Mamiellophyceae, Mamiellales, Bathycoccaceae. The record is from RefSeq and is a predicted model, not a curated record. The transcript has 2 exons. Bases 117 to 1124 code for a protein of 335 amino acids.